AUGGAAGCUGAACAAUAUUUUAGAAGUUUCUUCAACUUUUACCGGCACCAUCGAAUCGAUCCAGCGGACAAAAAGAAUCCAUUCAAGCUAAACCCGUACCGACAUAAGCUGUACAUUGUGAAGUCCAUCCUGACUCUUCUGGUGUGCUUACUGUUGGGAUUGUGUGGCAAAUCGUUCGAAGACAACUUCAUUCCCAAUGAACACUGCAUCAGCCGUAUGAUUAAUUGGUUCUGUCUUGGUUCGACGUUAAUCACUGCGUUCGUCGUUGCUUGGGAGUCGUUGGCAUCCUGCAAGGAGGAUGUGCAAAUAUGGAACACAUUCCAUACCAUCGAGGCCGCUCUGAACGUGUGCAAUCGCAACUCCAGGAGCAUUUUUUCCAAAAGUCAACGGCUUUACAAAGUAAUUUUUUACACACUCAUUGUUCUGCUAUGCGUGAUCGUAGUAAUUUUACUGAUCCAGUGCCGGCAAAUGGAGAGAGCAUUGAUCGAUUUCAUCAUCAUAUUUGAGUUGCUUAGUACUGUGGAUAUGCAGAGAAUCCUUCAUUUAUUGCUAUACAUUCGUAUUUUGACGUGCUACCUGUACAAACUGAAGCAAGACAUCCGGAUUGCUGUGCUGACGAUAAACACUGGUGUGGCCGCAACAAACCAUGAACGUGAAGCUCUAGAUCGGCUGAAGAAAUGUUGUACAUGUUACUUUCUGUGCAUGAAAGCGUUCGAACAAAUACACGACCAAUUCUCGUGGGGCCUUUUCAUGGUAUGCCUUAAGUUCAACAUGAUAGUAUGGAAUGAAAUUUAUUGGACUGUGUAUCGUGCCAUCAUGGAAACAUCGUUUGAAUUAUUCUGUCUCAACGUGGUUCCUUACCAUUUUGUGUUUAUGAGCUUAACCUGGGCAUGUGAGAGCCUGUAUGCUGAGAUAAAUGUUUUAUCACAACUGCUGUAUACGGUCGAUAUGAAUAAGGCAUCAAAUUCGAUCAAAAUACGAGUUACGCAACUAAUGCUUCUGCUAGACUAUAAAGUGUUUUCCUUCUACACGUUCGGCAUAUGCCGUGUAUCGUACAGACUUAUUGUUCAGUAUGUCAUCUCCGGAGUUACAAAAGUUUCGUUUAUUGCACAAAUUAUGAAGGACUUCUAUACCGGCAUGAGGUUUGAUGCCAAAGUCUAUUGA
Molecule: messenger RNA, 1164 nt
Organism: Anopheles marshallii
Lineage: Eukaryota; Metazoa; Arthropoda; Insecta; Diptera; Culicidae
Exons: 3
Coding region: 1-1164 (387 amino acids)
Biological process (GO): sensory perception of taste
Cellular component (GO): membrane
Source: RefSeq, a predicted model, not a curated record